CGUAGAGCCGCGCCAUGGAGCAGGCCCCGGCCCCGGUCCCCGCCGCUCCGCCGCCGGCCCCGUCCUUCUCCGAGGUGCUGCGGCUGGUGCAGAGCGGGCAGGAGCCGCCGGGGGUGCGGCGGCCUCGGGCCUCGCCCACCGGGGACACCCCCACCGCCUCCCGCCUGCCGCCGCCCGCCAAGCCCUGGGCAGGGCGCCCCUUGGAGCACGGCUCAGCACACAGCUGCAGCCAGCGCUCGGAGAACGAAGAACCCGCAUCGCUCUCAACGCAGCAGCCUGGUGGGAGCAGUGAUAUUGCUUGAUUUCCUUCUGCCUGGUGCCCGUGAUCCUUUAGGAAGUGCAAAUAAACUUAAUCAGAGCUGCGUUUCCUCACCACACAGCUCAGCGACUGCCCCGUCGCAAUCCCAACACCAAAUUAAUCUUGCAAACGUUGAAGAACCUGAGAACUGACUUAACACUUGAAACCCGCACUGGGGCAGAGGCAGGACUGACCUGUGCUUCCUCCCUGCCAGCAGCAGCAUCGCCGUGCCUGGGGAUAGCACUACUCCACGUUGAGCUUUGUUUUUAUGUUCAUGGCUGCCAGCUCUGCCAUGAAGUACCGGAAGACAUGGGGCACAGGGACCACCUCGAUGGAGUCCACCCUGCUGCAGACAGAGCAGGAG
Melopsittacus undulatus (budgerigar) is the source of this 662-nucleotide messenger RNA. RefSeq names its product peroxisomal biogenesis factor 39 (gene PEX39). The record is from RefSeq and is a predicted model, not a curated record. The transcript is spliced from 2 exons. NCBI's taxonomy places the organism in Eukaryota, Metazoa, Chordata, Aves, Psittaciformes, Psittaculidae. The coding region runs from base 15 to 302 and encodes 95 amino acids.